Planococcus citri (citrus mealybug) is the source of this 2380-nucleotide messenger RNA. RefSeq names its product protein atonal-like. Gene Ontology annotation, biological process: sensory organ development; positive regulation of transcription by RNA polymerase II; axon development. The transcript has a single exon. The record is from RefSeq and is a predicted model, not a curated record. Gene Ontology annotation, molecular function: DNA-binding transcription factor activity, RNA polymerase II-specific; protein dimerization activity; E-box binding. Lineage: Eukaryota; Metazoa; Arthropoda; Insecta; Hemiptera; Pseudococcidae. Gene Ontology annotation, cellular component: nucleus. The coding region runs from base 1178 to 1792 and encodes 204 amino acids.
CUGAAUUUUAUAAGUCAAAUCUUAAUAGCACGGUUAUUAGACCAGCUGUUUUAUUUCGAGCUGCAAAAGCAAAAAUUACCUACCCUUUUUCAACAUCCUUUUAAUACAUAUUGUAUUUAAUCGUAUUUAUCAAAAUCUAUAACACUUACGUGUACGCAUAUCGAGCAAGAAGAUUAAGCACUGUUAUGGUAAAAAUGUCAAAUUUCGAGUAAUCCUUUAGUUCCAGGUUAUAUUUCAUGGUGUAAACGAGCUACGCGUGUAUUGUUACCAUAUUAUCCUCGUAAUAGUUACAGCCUAUAAGUACUUUGUUUAUAUACGUGCUAUCGCGUUUGAUUGAUAACUUGGCAUGAAAAAUUUCAAGUAAGUUGAAAGAAGAAUACAAAAACAAGAAAACAAACAAACAAAACGCUCUUUGCUUUUUCCAAGUACCUACUCUCUCAUAUUAUGUAUUAUUAUCGUAGUAAAACAAGAGAGAGGGAUUGGAAAAAUACACACAUAUUAAGAUGAUGUGUGAUGGUUGUACUCGUAGUAGUAGUAGUAGUAGUAGGCUUAGGUAUAUUAAAGUAUUAAUGAGCACAUACAUUAUAAUGUAUUGUUACACACUCUCUCUGCACUCUCUCUCUGUGGCACACAAACCAGGCAGAGGCACCGUCGUCGUGGUCGUGGUCGUCGUUUCAUUGAUAACGGCUCGUUCUCAUUGGGUGGGUUAAAAAAGAAACCCCCCUGAAUGUGUGUUAGACAAAGAGAGCUUCAUUGUUUUCUGACAUAGAAAUAAUAACGUAACGAUGAAAAAAAAAAAAAAAAGAGAAGAAGACGAGGUGGAAAAAAGAAAGAAAGAAGUUGAAGUGCGGAAUUAAAGGCGGGUGAGAGGGUGAGAGGGUGCGGUGUGUAUUGUUUCAGGGGGUAAUAAGGAUUCCGGGUGUUGUAAGUGGUGGUAGGUCGGUUAUAAAGUGAACAGGUUAUUUGGCCAGUCUGUCGUGCCGCCGAAUCCCGAAUCAGUUUUCUACUCAGACUCGACCUGAGCGAACGAACUGGUUGUUUAAUCUGGUUUCUGUCUCUAGUGCGCUGUUUUCGUUACGUACGUAAAAAAUACGAUUGAACUAUAUUUUCUCUAUCUCGAGUGCUUUUUAUUUUCGAGUUUUUUUUUUGUUUUUUCGAUUAAAAUCUCAGCCUGAAGAUGAUGGCAGCUACGAAGGAAAAUUUCCAUAAUGUUAAUUUCUUCGAUAUAUUCAAAGACACGUCUCGAUCGAUGUACGCGAAUUACUCCUCGUUCGGUGGUCGCGGCGAUACAUACGUCGACGCUCAGUACGAAUUUUCCGACGGAUGCACCCCCAGUCCGGACAGUCUCCGGUCCGGUAGCCCGGAAUACGAGUACACGAAUUUAAAUUCGCAAAAAACCAAUCACCACCAUUCGACGUCAAGCUUCGAAUUCAACGUAGAUGUGAAAAAAGAAGAGUACACCUCGUUGGCCAUCACACCAGAUUGCGAAGAAGAAGAUAGUUUAAUUAGCAGCGAAGAAGGGUUCUUCGACGAUGAUUUUGCUGAUUUUAUUGAAAAAGAUGGUAAAAAAAGAAGUCGUAAAAAUAAUGGGAAAAAAGUCAGCGUCGAGGUGAUGAAGAAAAGACGUCAAGAUGCCAAUGCCCGCGAACGCAGAAGAAUGCAGAAUUUAAAUCAAGCUUUCGACAGACUUCGAAGAGUAUUACCGUAUCCGAAUGAUAAACAGUUUUCCAAAUUUGAGACGCUGCAGAUGGCUCAGAGUUAUAUUGUCGCUUUGCACGAUCAAUUGAAGUGAGUUUUGAGAAGAGGUUGGGAGAAUUUUUUUUACUUACCAUUUUUUUUUUGAAUUUUUGUGUAUUUUUUUGAAUUUUUUUUCAAUACGUCGUGUCGGUGGAAUUUUUAUCUGUUUGUUCCUCUUUUUUGAUUUUUGCUCCUUUUUCUAAAUUUAAUUUUUUUGUCAUAUUUUUUUUUUGUAUCGAUCGAGAUUUGAUAAAUUUUGCUCGUAUUAGUGUUUAAAUUAAUGUAUUUGUAUUUUUAUUUCGAUUUUCAUUUUACGUUUUCUCUGUUUCCUUAUUUUUUGAACUACGUGUGGUGCGUUUUGAAAUUUUUUUUCGUAAAAUGUGUUUCUAAAAUUCGGUCGACGUUUCCUAAUUAUUUGUAGGCUUAUGUAAUUUAUUACCUACCUCGUAGUGUUCCUUUUCUUCAUAACGAUUCGACGUUUGAUUUUGUGUAAAAUAUAUUUAUAAGAUGAUUUAAAUUUGUAUUUUUCAGUUUAUUGAAAUAGCUACAAAUUCGAGUUUAUUUUAAAAUUAUUUUUAAGUCAUGGCUGUGAUCGUUUUGAGUAUUUUAUUCGAUAAAUUGUGCUCAACUUUUUUUUAUAACU